CUGGCUGAUGAAGAUUGAUGCCUAAUCUUUAGGUCAUUUCAGUUUUCUACUGUAUUUCUUUUCAUAUGGUGCUACCUUUGGAAAUUUUAAAAAACAAAUACUGCAGGGCUGUAUUGAAAAUCACAAUAGAAUUGCCAUAAAAAGAAAACAGGCUUGUAAUUUUUCUUGAUUAAGAAAACCUGCUACCUUGAGAGGCAAAGCUCAUGAAGCAGUGCAGAUGCUUGGGAUAAUGACGGGAGGUUUUCUUUCACUUUUAGAUAAUUUCUGUACUGUGCCAUGUUGUGCUUAUUUUCAGGAACCACAUCAAGGGUGUUUGUCCCAGAAAAGUGCUGCCCUUCCUCUGCCUUGGCCCCUUCCCCAGCCACAUCUUGUUCUUUCUCACAGUGCUAUUACCAGCAAUCCUUGGUUGGCUCUGCAGCCAUCUGGCUGUUGUUGUUUGAGACUUAACAUUAGCCCCUUAGCUUCUGAGUUUCUAUACCUCUGUGGGUUUAAGUUGAUCAAAAGAUCAGCCACAGUCUAUCAGCUAUAAGCCACAGUUUUAAGUCUUACAUUAGAAUGUGAAAAUAAGUCAAGAAGUCCCAGAACCCAUCUUGAGGUUAUGGUACAGCAGCUGUGUGUGGUUAGGAUGGUUUCUAGGUGUGCUACAGCUGUCUUGGAGGUAGAGAAGAUGGUUAUGUUAAAACUGCCAGUCUGCUGCCUUUCAGUGUGAUUAAUCCUAAGGAAAAAGCAGAGAAGAAUAGAGAAUGUUAAAGAGGCAAUGUUUUCUUUGUGGAUGCACAUACAAUACAAGACUUGGCAGGAAAGUCUUUUUUUCACAGGACAAUAAAUUACUUCACUAAACAGGGGGAUAGGCUUGUUGAUGAAUGAGGAUUAUAUAGGCUGAAGCCUGAACUCUGAACCUUAAAAUAUCUUAUCCAACCAGUCAGACUGGGAGCACAACAGAGACACUGGUGGGAGAAAUUAAAGCUGCAGCCAUUGCUGCUUUUGCAUAUGCUUACCCAGAAUAUUUAACCCUUUGCCUUUCACGCUCUCUUCCACAGUAGGGAGCUGUAGAAAGUGAAAGAAGAAAGAUUUUCAGUUGUCAUAUUUUUAAACGGGAAUCUGAAUAGGUUUUCCUCCAGAUGCCCUUGAGGAAGGUGCCUGUGGAAUGUAACUCAUUUCAGUAAGGAAUUAAUUUAAAUGAGGAACUGUUAUUUGCAUUUUACCUACUAUUUAAUGGAGAGUGAGGUAUAAGACAGAUCCCCUGCUCCUUCAUGGAGAAAACACUGCGGAGAGUCAAUCAAGUUAGUACCAGAAUGAGAGGAAAGCUGAAACCAGAGUCUAAGCCUACAUUCUGCAGAUGUAGUGAUCUUUCUAAUUCAAGAAAAUUUCCAGUCUGGAAGAUGUCUCUCCUGGUUUCCCAGAUGAUAAAAAUCCAUAUCACAGGACUAUUUUGCUGAUACUAUUUUGCCCACUCCUGCCAGUGUCUGUAGAGAGUCCAGCAAUGAAAAAAUCACUCCUGGUUUUCACCAUUUUACACACAUGGGUAAGUGCCAGCUGGAAGAAUAAUGCUAAGGAGAAGUCUCUCUUAAAUUAUGUAUUGUCUUUUGAUACCUAAAGGUAUUGAUUGGGCCACAAAUAAAAUUUUCCCCACAACAACAUAAUUAUAUGCAGCGACAAAAUGUUAACAGGAGUAGGUGAGUUUGGCUAAAACAGUUGGCAGAGAUCACAUCAUCCACUGCAUCUUCCCCAACCCACCUGCAUCGAGUUGUUGACUGUGAAAUGAAGUUUGUCUCUCAAUAAGAAGUAGGUCUCAUAUUGUUUACUCUUCAAAUGCAACUGCCUCUCACUCCUGUGACAUAGACUGUGUUCCCGAUGGAACCCUUUUUCAGCCUCAGGAGUUCUGGAGAGAUUUUCUGGGUUUUGCCCAGAUUUUCUAUUGCAAGAGCCCAUUCUUUCUAAAGGUGUCUGCCCGAGGGCUCUUUGCUGUGCCUGUCUCUGUAGUCAGCCCAUGAGCAGCUGCUGUGUGGAAGCCUGGCAGACCCGUUCUGCAAGUGUGUGCCUUCCUGUCUGCUGUGUGUUGGACAUCCCUGGGGAGACAGCUGAGGAGAUCUAGAGAAGCAAAGAACCAAAGCUGGGCGGGACUGGAGUAGAAAAAUCAGUGAGGAGGAACUUGGUCAUAAGAAUUAAAACCGUACCAAGGUAGUCAUCAGCGUUACUGGGAGUGGCCUCACAAACUGGGAACCGGUAGCAGGAGAGCUUCAGGAAAAGACAACCGCAGGGCAAGGAAAGUGGUGUCGUUCAGGAAGUUGGGGUUGGAGACCUGCUUGCUUGUAACUGAACAUGGCAGGGGAUGUGAAAAGAUUCUCACGGAUGCUGCUGGAGUGCAAUAGCAAUGACAAGCUAUGUGUUGUGCGUGAACAUCAAACAGAAGUGAUCGUUGUCCCAGUUCUCCUGGUGGGACUUUUUGUCAUUGUACUCACUGUGAUCCUUUGGCUCCACUGCCGUGGCCUGCGAGCAAAACGGGAGCGAUCAGCACCAGCCGGAACCGAAGGGUCGAGAAAGAAUCAGCGGGAACUCUGCUCAACAGAGAACCACUACAUCCAGCUGAGUGAGAGGUCUGUGGAGGGCCUGCUAAAUUCUGCAUCCUUGACUCUAAAAGAAUUAGAGAUACCACGAGAGAAACUCUUGCCAGACACCUUGCAGCUGAUAAAACUUGGUGCCUACGGGAGCAUCUACAGGGCUCAGCUGGAAACUGGGAGCUGUGGGAAGACUAAGACUGUGGUAUUGAAAGCCUUGCAAGACCCGGCUAGUCCCCAGAAAGUAAAGGAUUUCUUGGGAAGGAUUAAAUUCCAUCAAAAUCUUGGCCAUCAUGAGAACCUGGUGAAAUUGUUUGGAUGUUGUGUAGACCAGCUCCCACUUUAUAUGGUCAUGGAGGAUGCAUCUCUCGGUGACCUGCUGACAUUUCUGUGGACAUGUCGGAAGGAUGUAAUGGCAAUGGAUGGUGUCCCCUAUGACUUCACUGAGAGGCAGGUAUAUGAGGUUGGACAGCAGGUUGCAGCAGCUCUGACUUAUCUCGAAGAAAAGAACUUGUUCCAUGGUGACAUUGCUGCCAGGAAUGUCCUCCUUCAUCACAACUUCACUGCUAAGCUCUGUGGUUUGGGCCUGGCCUACGAAGCUCACACACAUGGUGCCAGCUCGGUCACACGGAAAGUGCCCGUCAAGUGGCAGGCACCAGAGAGGCUCCUGAGCAAACCCCCUACCAUCAAGGCAGACAUAUGGUCUUUUGGAAUUCUACUGUAUGAAAUGAUUACAUUAGGUGCUCCACCAUAUCCUGAGGUUCCACCUUCUGACAUCUUAUCAUACCUGCAGAAACAGAACAUUAUGAAGCAGCCCUCAAGCUGCCAGCAAGCCAUGUACUGCAUCAUGAAGUCCUGCUGGCAGUGGAGUGAAGCUCAGCGGCCUUCUCCAGCACAGCUCUUGUGCUCCCUGAAAACAGCUAUGAAGACCAGCAAUGGGCACACAGUGCUGCAGGUGCCUGAGCCAGUGGUGCCUGAACUCUAUUCUGAUGUUGCUGGUGUUGAUGUGCACAGCCUGGUGAGGGAAUACACGAUCCUCUGAAUGGUCCUUUCAUAUUUUGUCAAAGGAGAAAGAAGUCUCAGAGUUUUCCCUUUCUAAAUAUUUUGUAAGCUCAGAACGAGGUGCGUAUGCUGGAAGGGAUCCCUUUGUUCUUCAGACACCUAUAAAAUCUCUCUUCCAUGCCAAACACAAGAAACUGUUAUCAUUAUUGUUAAAUCAACCUGUUGGUAUCAGUCAGCCAGCGGUCAUUUGGGAGUAAAGUGUGUUUAGGAAGCUGUAGAAAAUGUAAUGAGAAACUUGAGUUAAAGGAGUGUUAGGUUUGUGUGGCAAGGUUUGGGUGAUGGGGUGGACUUCAGAGGUGACUUUUGUGAGAAGAUGCCAGAAGCUUCCCCCAGCUCCACGAUGGACCUGCUGCUCGUUAAGGCUGAGCCUUCCUGCAACUCUGGUAGCACCUCUGUGAUUACGUAUUUAAGAAGGUGUAAAAGGUAGUGCACAACAGGAGGUGAAAGAGAAGAGUGUGAAUGUGAGAGGAACAGCUCUGCAAACACCCAGGGCAGGGCAGAAGGAGGAGCAGGAGCUACUCCAGGCUCCAGAGCUGAGGUUCCCCUGAGAUUCCGUGGUGCAGCCCACAGAGAGGUGGCCGGGCCCCUGCAGCCCUUGGAGGGCAGGGGGUGCAGAGAUCCAUCUGCAGCCCCUGGAGGUGCCCAUGCCAGAGCAGAGGGAUGUCUGAAGCAGGCUGUGACUCCAAGGGAAGCCUGUGCUGGAGCAGGAUCCUGGUAGAAUCUGUGGAGAGAGGAGCCCUCAUUGGAGAAGGACUGCACCUUAUGGAAGGGGACUCAUGCUGGAGCAUUUCAUGAGAAACAACCCUUGUGAAGAACUCAUGUUGGAGAAAUUCCUGAAGGACCUAGUCUCCUUUGGAGGGACUCUCCACUGGAGCAGGAGAAGUGUGAGGAGUCCUCCCCCUGAGGAGGAAGGAGCAGCAGAGACAAUGUGAGAUGAACUGACCACAGCCUCCAUUCUUCCUGCUGGAUGAAAAGAGGUAGAGAAAUGGGGAGUGAAGCUGAGCGUGGGAAGAAGGGAGGGGUGGAGGAAGGUGUUUCAAGAUUUGGGAUUUUUCUCAUUAUACUUCCUAAUUUGAUUAGCAAUAAACUAAUUUUUCCCAACUUAAGUCUGUUUUGCUCAUAACAGUAAUUGGUGAACAAUCUCUUGCUGUCCUUAUCUUGACCUGGGGGCCUU
This is a messenger RNA of Hirundo rustica (Barn swallow), 4794 nucleotides long. It is a transcript of the gene STYK1, whose product is annotated as serine/threonine/tyrosine kinase 1. Gene Ontology annotation, biological process: multicellular organism development; protein phosphorylation; positive regulation of kinase activity. Lineage: Eukaryota; Metazoa; Chordata; Aves; Passeriformes; Hirundinidae. The transcript has 12 exons. The record is from RefSeq and is a predicted model, not a curated record. The coding region runs from base 2323 to 3600 and encodes 425 amino acids. Gene Ontology annotation, cellular component: signaling receptor complex. Gene Ontology annotation, molecular function: ATP binding; transmembrane receptor protein tyrosine kinase activity.